AUGGCGCUGGAUAACCACGGCCUGGAGGAGUUCCGCCGGCGCUGGCAGGAGGAGCUGGCCCAGGCGCAGGCUCUAAGAAAACGGCGGCGACCCGAGGCUGCCGAGCGCCGGCCGCGGCGGCCUGAGUUGGUCCCUGGCCGCGGCGAGCAGGCCUCUGGGUACCUGGCGCUGGCCCAGGGUCUCCUGGAGGGCGCUGGGCGACCCCCGGCGGCGCGGGCCACACGGGCCGAGAGGCCGGACGCGACAAGUCGUUCUCGCUCCCCUCAGGCCCGUGAAGACACCGGGGGUGGGGACCAGCUGGUGGACCAGCUCAUCCGCGACCUGAAUGAAAUGGAUGAUGUGCCCUUCUUUGAUGUCCAACUGCCUUAUGAAUUGGCAAUCAAUAUAUUUCAGUACCUGGACAGGAGAGACCUCGGAAGGUGUGCACAGGUGAGCAAGGCUUGGAAGGUGACUGCAGAAGAUGAAGUGCUCUGGUUCCGGCUGUGCCAACAGGAGGGGCACCUCCCUGAGAGUAGCAUCUCCGAUUAUUCUUGCUGGAAGCUCAUCUUCCAAGAGUGCCGAGCCAGGGAACACAUGCUAAGAACCAACUGGAAGAAUCGCAAAGGUGCCGUGAGUGAGCUGGAACAUAUUCCUGAUGCAGUUUUAUGUGACGUACAUUCACAUGAUGGCGUGGUCAUUGCUGGAUAUACAUCAGGGGACGUGAGGGUGUGGGACACCCGCACCUGGGACUAUAUCGCCCCCUUCCUGGAAUCAGAGUAUGAGGAGGACGAUCCUGGCAUGCAGCCAUAUGUCUCCUUUGUGAGGAUAAACAGCUCGCUGGCGGUAGCGGCAUAUGAGGAUGGAAUUGUCAAUAUUUGGGAUCUAAGGACUGGAAAGUACCCUAUUCAUCGUUUUGAGCAUGACGCAAGAAUACAGGCCCUGGCCCUCAGUCAGGAUGAUGCGACAGUUGCCACUGCUUCUGCCUUUGAUGUCAUAAUGUUGUGCCCCAAUGAAGAAGGAUAUUGGCAUAUAGCUGCAGAAUUUGAAGUUCAGAAAUUGGUUGACUACCUUGAAAUUGUCCCAGGUACUGAGAGGUACCCUGUGGCAGUAGCCACUGCUGGAGACCUGGUCUACCUGCUAAAAGCUGAAGACUCUGCCAGAAACCUCCAUUACAUCUACGGCCAGCCUGUCACAUGUCUUGAUGUCUCAGCCAACCAAGUUGCUUUUGGUGUGAAGAGUUUGGGCUGGGUGUAUGAAGGAAACAAGAUCCUGGUGUGCAACCUGGAAGCAGAACGCUGCAUCUCGAAGCUGGGUAAUGCGCUUGGUGACUUUACUUGUGUCAACCUUCGAGACAGUCCUCCCAGCCUCUUGGUCAGUGGAAACAUGGACAGGAGGGUGAGGAUCCAUGACCUUCGCACUGAUAAAAUUGCCCUGUCCCUCUCUGCCCACCAACUUGGCGUCUCCUCAGUCCAGAUGGACGACUGGAAGAUUGUCAGCGGUGGCGAGGAAGGCCUCGUGACUGUGUGGGAUUAUCGAAUGAACCAGAAGCUAUGGGAGGUGCAUUCCAGGCACCCCGUACGUCACAUCGCCUUCAACAGCCACAGCCUCAUCACAGCCAACGUACCCUAUGAGAGGGUGGUGCGCAACCCAGACCUGGACAGCAUCACGGCCCACAGGAGGCACCGGGGGCUGAUCCACGCCUAUGAAUUCGCAGUGGACCAGCUGGCCUUCCAGAGCGCCCUGCCCAUCUGCCGCUCGUCCUACGACACCAUGGCUGGCUAUAACUAUGACCUCCCGCUCACCUUCCCCUACGACAGUAUGCGGGAGUGA
Messenger RNA from Chrysochloris asiatica (Cape golden mole), 1809 nucleotides. RefSeq names its product F-box and WD repeat domain containing 8 (gene FBXW8). Gene Ontology annotation, biological process: cilium assembly; protein ubiquitination. The record is from RefSeq and is a predicted model, not a curated record. The transcript is spliced from 11 exons. Lineage: Eukaryota; Metazoa; Chordata; Mammalia; Afrosoricida; Chrysochloridae. Gene Ontology annotation, cellular component: Cul7-RING ubiquitin ligase complex; centriole; ciliary basal body. Bases 1 to 1809 code for a protein of 602 amino acids. Gene Ontology annotation, molecular function: protein binding.